Molecule: messenger RNA, 2154 nt
Organism: Saitoella complicata NRRL Y-17804
Lineage: Eukaryota; Fungi; Ascomycota; Saitoellomycetes; Saitoellales; Saitoellaceae
Product: glycoside hydrolase
Exons: 1
Coding region: 54-2096 (680 amino acids)
Source: RefSeq, a predicted model, not a curated record
GUUUACCUGGGUCUGACGGUCGAAUCGUCCGCCGACGUCCUUUACAGCCGGCCAUGGAUCUGAAUUUAUCGACACUGAUCCAAACGAGCGGCCGCGUAAUCUCCUCCGCAAAUUUCAUCCAAGACCCAGAGUUCUCUGUCUUCGACAUCGAGCUUGGUCCGACUGAUACUUUCCGUCUUUCUCACUGCGUCGGUGGAAGGUAUUGGUAUCCUUCGGACACCUGGUGGUUCACUUCUGCGCAGUUCCACUCUACCGACGACAUUGGUCCGCGCGAAGAUGUCUGUUGUGUUCUGUAUCGACUCACCGACGGGCGUUAUGGUAUGAUCAUGCCUUUCGAUCCUGAUGCCGCAACGGGCACGCACACCUCCGUUCCCGCGCUCACCGUGAAGGAAAACGGUACUUUCGGCGUUCACCGAACUUGUCACGUUCUCCUCGUUGCCUGUUCUCCGGAAUACACGGACCAACUGUACGCCCGUUCCUCCAUCCACCUCCGUGCUCUCCUCGCCUCUAAACUUCCACUUUCUCCUCUUCCCUCCACGACCUGGCCCUUCUCUCCCACACCCUGCUGGUUCGACCACCUCGAUGGUCUAGGCGCUUGUACGUGGGACAUGUUCUACCGCGACGUCAACCAUCCCUCCGUCAUCUCCGCCAUCCGUAAAAUCCAAGCCUCGGGAACACGAUUGCAAUACGUGAUCCUGGACGACGGAUGGCAGCGCACGACGAAAUACGGACAACUACAGGACUGGAACACGAAUGAGAAGUUUCCGGGAGGGCUUAAAGCUCUGGUAAAGGACGCUGAGGAGGAAGGUGUAAGGAGGUUGAUCGUCUGGCAUGCGUUGCAAGGGUAUUGGUUGGGUGUGGAGGAUGGCGAGCGUGUCGAUACUCCGGAUAAGCUGCGUGAGGUUGCCAGCCCGGAUGCAGCGAAAGACCAUAUCGACGCUCGUAUUCCACGAAACGCCGAGCAGUUCUACGACGAAGGUUAUGCCACGUUGAGCAAAGCUGGCAUCAGCGGCUGCAAAAUCGAUUGUCAAGCAACCUUAACAACGACGGCCCAUGAGCACAUCGAGCGCCUCCAACGAGCCGCCUUACACGCUUCUAAACAACAUUUCCCUGGCUCACCUCAGGUGAACUGUAUGUCCCACGAUUUGUCCCUCCUCCACACUCUUCUCGCGACUACGCACCCUUCCAACCCCUACCUCAUCCGCGCCUCCGACGAUUUCAUCCCACAUAACUCCUCGUCUCAUGCGCCGAUGCUGAAACAAAACAUCUUGAAUUCCGGGUUUAUCUCCAUGUUUGGCCUCCCGGACUGGGACAUGUUUCGCACGCAUCUCGGGGAGAGUCCGGAGUGGGUUAUGCCCCAUCUCCUCUCGCGAUUAAUCUCGGGCGGGCCAGUGUAUGUGUCUGACGACGCUGACAAGCACAACGUCGGACUGAUCUCGAAGUGCGAGAUUUUGAGUGCGGCAGGACGAAUCAUUCCGCGUCUCGCGCGCCCAGGCGCCUCGAAGCUGGAGGAUGUCGUGCGUGGGGACGACGGUGUGUUUGUUGUGUGGAAUACUUGUGGGGAUGAUGAUGCUGUCAAAGUCUGUCUUGUUCUUAACUUGAGCCACGAGACGAAAUCAUACAAACUUCUUGUGGUGGACGGAUACGAUUUAGUCCGUGUCUCUUAUCCCAUCGAGUGGGCCGGUAAACUGGAUGACGAGGAAGUGGUCAUAAGGCUCACCACAACCAGCCGUGCGGCGGUCAUCGAGUAUCACAAGCCCCGUUGCUUCCCAGACAUACCAUUCCGGAGUCUCGGAUUGGAAAACGCAUGGCUGCCGUCUGCGAGUUUGCUGUGGGAGCACUGCACGGGUCCGGACACCGCAUUUUCCGCUGCUUUGCGCGCUGUCGAAGGGAGGUUCGUAUUCUACCAUGGUGGGAGGUUAAUUCAUGAACCACUGUGCUCGUAUGUGUUGGAUGGGAAAGUGGUACGGAAGUGGAAGGCCCGGGUUGAAGCUCGUAGUGACACGACGUGUGUUGUCGUGGUUGAUGGGAGCCAGCAGCUAUCGAGUGGGCUUGAGAAGGGAACGUAUCUAGUAAUUAGCGUGGAUUCCUCAUAGGAUAAUAAUCUCUGCUAUGGCCGGCAAUGUGUGCGAUAUACAACCUCGAACGACAUCC